AGGUGAUACCAAUUAUACCACAAAAACUCGCCUAUUCAGUUUUGCAGAAGUGGCGCCCUCCCAACAUAUACAUUGCAACUACGAAUGACGUCGCAGAAACUUGAAAGCGCCUUAAAGUCAUAACUUUCGUCCUUGUUGUACACUUUUAAAUAAACAAGUGCGAGUGAGAUGGUCGACGAGGGUACGUGCAGAGAUGGUUUGUGUUUUGGCCAACAUCGGGAAAAAUUGACAAAAGGUUCUGAACCUUCGUUUCGGGAGUUUGCAUCCAGAAAAGAGAUGUUUUUGUGUUUUUAUCCGACGCAAAACAAACAAUUGCACGUCGUUUUACAUGGGAAAUAAACAAACGAAGGUGGAAACAAGCAUUGAGCAGGAAAAAUAUCACUUUCGACAGAUUGGGGAUACAAUUAACGCCAGUUUGAGUUUCAAUUCGUUUGGCAGUGUUAUAAGCCAAAAUUCUACCUACAGCGUUGCCAGACCGUGGUCGAGAGUAUCCAGAAGAAGGUGGAAAGAGUCCACUCUAACCCUACCGUACGAGUCCAGCAAAACUGCUUGGCCCGUAUCGCAACUGGAAUCGUCGUUUUUACCGGAAUUUCCGGUGACAGAUUCGCGCAACGAGCAACGUUUCCAAGUUCUCGAAGAAAUAAGACAGGGGGCGUUCGGAAAAGUUUACAAGGUCAAUGACAAGGAGCAGGACAAAAUAUUUGCUUUGAAAGUCCUUUCCAAGUCCAAAGUAAUAAAAGACAACUCUGUGCAACAAGUAAAAGACGAAGUUCAAAUCCAAAGAGUCUGCGGUCACCACCCCUUUAUAGUGAACUGUCCGCUGCAUUGGCAGAGCAGGAAGCGUUUGUAUAUUGUAAGUGAUUUCGUGAAAGGUGGGGAGCUGUACGACCUUUUGAAGGCUUACGUGACCUUUCCCAUCGAACUAGUAAAGUUGUAUGUCGCUCAGAUAGCAUUGGCUAUUGACUUUCUCCACAACGCGGGCGUCAUCUAUCGAGACUUAAAGCCGGAAAACGUUUUGCUGGACGGGGACGGGAACGCGCAACUAAUCGACUUCGGACUGUCCAAGUGGCUGAAGUACGGGAACGCGACCAAAACGCUUUGCGGCACCCUCAAAUACAUGGCUCCUGAAGUCCUAACUUUGAAGCCAUAUGGACACGCAGUCGAUUGGUGGAGUCUAGGUGUCCUGGCUUGCUUGAUGCUGACCAAUAAAUACCCAGCACCGGCCGUGGACCAUGAAAACCACACAUACUGCGGUCAAAAACCCGGUACACUACCCACAAGCGUCGAAUUAAAUGUUCCCUGCAAAGAUCUUUUAUUGAGGCUUUUGGAAAUCGAGCCCACAAGGAGGUUGAGAUCUCUGCGAACCUUACAGACCAUAGCCCUUUAUAAGGGCUAUAAUUUUGAGCAUGUCAGGGAAAAAAGGGAAAAACCUAAUGAUUUAUUAAAGAGUUUUUACCCAAAUGGCCCACCUACAAAAGAUGUGGAUGUGGAAAUCGAAUUUUUCCCUAAUUUUGAUGAACUAGUUAGCAUUGAAGUUUAAAGUCAUUUUAAUUGAUAUUAUAAUGAUAUUAUUAAGGCCUAAUCAAAAGUAUUUUAUCUUGCAUGUUUUAUAGAAACUCUUUCAAAUUUUUUUAUCAAAAAUAUUUUUUUAAAUAUAAUA
Messenger RNA from Brassicogethes aeneus, 1660 nucleotides. NCBI's taxonomy places the organism in Eukaryota, Metazoa, Arthropoda, Insecta, Coleoptera, Nitidulidae. The record is from the annotation of a GenBank genome assembly.